This is a messenger RNA of Diuraphis noxia (Russian wheat aphid), 2721 nucleotides long. RefSeq lists its product as uncharacterized. NCBI's taxonomy places the organism in Eukaryota, Metazoa, Arthropoda, Insecta, Hemiptera, Aphididae. The record is from RefSeq and is a predicted model, not a curated record.
UUCAAUAUUUGAAAAGUUACAUUUUAUAUUUAUCAUAGUUCAGAAUGUUCAUAAUGUUCAUAUCCAUAUUCCAUAGACAUAUUAAUAUAUAUCUAUGUUCAUAUCCCUUAGGCCUUAGACCUUUAAGCUUAUUCUCCACUGAUACUAGAAUAUAAUAGUCCAUAAAUAUUAGUGUCUGUAAGGAUUACUUUGGUGCUUUGGUCAUUAAUACAAUUAAUGUUUUUUUAUUUACAUUUAUUGGUCUGUUGUUGUAUUCAAAAUAUUUAUUUGGAAGUUGGAACAUUUAAAGUGGUAUAUUAAAUUUACUACACUACUUCCUAAUUAAUUUAUCAUGCAAUUUUCGAGUGUUAAUGAUCAGCCAGAAACAAUUAAGACCUUUGAAGAAGAUAUGAAAUAUGUUAAUUCAAAACUAAAAAUGAUUGACACUAAACUAUCAUCUAUUCAUUCAACUAACAAUGAAUAUGUUAGUAAACUUAAAGAUACAUCUAAUAUAAGUUGUCUAAAUCAUUUAAAAGAUCAAGAAGCUGAAAAGAAAAUUGAAAACCCUCCAAACUCUACGGCCAAAACUUCAUACAGCGACACAAGCCAAAACACAAAUUUACCAGGCACAAUAUCUGAAGUUACUACAGUGUCUGAUCACAACGAUACAUUUUCAAAACUCAAGGGAUACCAAUUUAAUACGAAUAAUGUAGUUAAGAUGAACAAUGAAAUCAUAAAAAACGACUUUGUGAAUGCGUCUAUUUUGAUCAAUAAUGCAAAAAAAAAGGCCAAAGAAACUGAUUUGUAUUUAAAAAAACUACAUGAAAAAAUAUUGCCAAGAUGCCAGUCUGCAGAUAUCACAAGUGACAUAGUUAAAAGAAAUAUAAAUGCAGACAUUCCAUCAAAAAUCACACGGCGAAUUCAACCCGACCUUAAAGAAAAAUUAGGAAAGAAUAUCCAUGCAAACAAUGAAAAUUCAAAAAUUACUUCGAAACCUAGGCCAUCAACCCAAGAAAAACGUGUUCAUUUUAACAAUUCUUCGGUAGAUUUUGGUAGAACGGACAUUCCUGAUAAAUUGAACGACACUUCGAAAUUAAUUCAACUGUCAUCAAAAGAUAACUGCCGAAACGUUAGCAUAACGAACGUGAAUUUUGAGGAUAAUAUUCCCGAUGGAAGAUAUACUGAUGAUUCUAAAGUAAAUAAAUUAACGGUACAGCGAAUUCCUUGUGUUAAUUUAAAACCUGAUCUAGUCACUCAAAAAUUAGCUAACAUUCAAAUAAAACCAGAUAAUAAAAAGCUCUUACGGAAUUAUAAGCCUAAUGUGGCCUACCAAGAGUUCGCUUUUGGAUUAGAACCGGUAACGUGCAAUUGCCAUUCAGUGGUUCAGCCAAAAAUAUCUAAUGAUAAAAUGGUUGCUCGUCAUGAAAUACGCAAAAUUAUAUGUGAAAUGUUAGAUAACACGUCGUCAAACUAUCCUCUAAACGAUCAAAUAAUUCUUCAAUUACAGAAAAUAAUAACCAAAUURGAAGAUACAAAAUCCUCAGAUUAUAACGAAUCAAGUGAAGUAGAAGAUCUUAUUGAAGAACACAGUAUGGUUGGUUUUAAUGAAGAAGUAAUAAAAAAAAGACUGUUGGAAAUAGCUGACAAUUUAGUCGAGAACGAAAAUGAUGGAAUUUCAUUUGAUCAAAUUUCCCUAGAAAUUGAUAACAAUUCUCGUAAAGUGUUAAAACGACUCACAAAAAUUAAGAAAUCUAUCAUGGGAUUAAAUCCAUUGCUAGAAUUUCCAAAUUUAUCUGCAGAUAAACUUGAUGAUGCUCCAAAAUAUGUUAAUGAAAAUUUUACAGAUCAUCCUCCUAGCAAUAAUUUAUUCUCAAAAAAUCUUCAAGAAAUACCAUCAACACAAUAUUUCAGCGUAAAAGACUUUUUGCGCCAUGGUUGUAAUUUCACAAAUUUGAAAAUGUUUAAAAAUGCAUCAGUUAUAAAGGAAUGUGAUUCUCAAAUUACAUUAUGCUCCAACGACAACAUAAAUAAAAGUCAAAAUAUAUUUAACUCUCAAAAUGCAUUGAACAAUCAGAACAAUAUAUCUGAACAAAAAAAGCAUCAACUAAAAUUUCAAGAUCGGAGUACAUUAUUUGAAGAUUCUGUAUCAUCUCAACCUCAAUCAAGCCAUUCAAGUAUAAUAUUAAAACAUCAACUGAAGCCAUCUGAUGAAGAAAUUAAAAAUAAUGAUAAAAAUGAUGAUUAUACAACUUUAACUAAUGGAUAUGAUUGCAAAAAAAAUGAAAAUAGUUUGAAGAUAAAUUCAGGAAUAAAUACAGUUUGUAAAACUAAUAAUGAAAUUAUAUUAACAAAAAGCAAUCAACUGACCAAAUUUGAGAAGGAUAAAAACACAAAGAUGUUAGAGACAAAUACAAUUAAUGAACAUUUGCCAAUCAACGAUACCAGUAAAGAUUAUGGUGAUCUUAAAUCAAACAUACAAGAGCAGGAAUUAAGUCCUUUAUCAUUAUUGACAUCCUAUAAUUAUCAAAAAACAGAUAAAGUUGAAAUUUUAGAUAAAAGCUCAGAAAGUUCUGUGACAGCUACUUCUUCAAUGAUUUCAUUGAAACAGUCUACUCAAGAAGUUGAAAGUGAAGCUGAAAGUUUAACUAGUCUUGGAGAAGUUAACUAUUUUUCUAAAUGAUCCACAAUACACUUGCCUGUAAGAGAAGUUGAACAUUAAUAAAUAUUUUAAGCUGUUCUAAA